AUGGACCCCGAAUACACUGAUACCUGGUCCAUCUGUCCCUUACUUUGCGGAUCGAAGCUGUCUAUCCUGAUGGAAUAUGUGUGGAAGGGUAUAAACAGCUUCAACGCUGUCCUCCUUUUCCACAUCCCCGGGGGAACGAAGCAAUUCCUCUCUGGCUCGGUCCCUGGAAGCGAAAAGUUACUCUUAUCUUGUUCACCAAGGAACGGUACGAAACCUCUCAUUGGCUUCUCGUCUAAAUUCCACCGUCGAAUGACAUUUCAUCGAUUAGGGUUUGCCUUCCCAACCCAUGGAGCUCCCCCAGCUUCGAAUGCUCCAGGUCUACAAAGGCGAACCCCGAAAUCAACUUCGCCUAAGCUGGGGAAACAACUCAAAAAUCCUGUCUCUUCCUCCAACCGAGACAAGCCCGAGUCGCCUCGUGCGGACGGCAAUACUGGAGCGAAUCUUACAAAUAGAACAGAUCCCUGGCAUUUGGCACAUCCCUAG
This is a messenger RNA of Aspergillus ochraceoroseus IBT 24754, 483 nucleotides long. RefSeq lists its product as uncharacterized. Bases 1 to 483 code for a protein of 160 amino acids. The record is from RefSeq and is a predicted model, not a curated record. Lineage: Eukaryota; Fungi; Ascomycota; Eurotiomycetes; Eurotiales; Aspergillaceae. The transcript is spliced from 3 exons.